AUGCCUUGGAACCAUUCAACAAGGACUGUUGAAGAUGGAAUAGAAACAGUGCUAACCCCCAAGAUUGCACUGCAAAUUGUAAGGUUGAUUAUUUCAAAAAAAAUAGUUCAACAUUAUAGAGACGCUUAUGUUGAUCCAAUAAGUUGGUUAAAGAGUGAUGUUUACAGCAUCGGUGUAAUUUUAUGGGAGAUAUCAAGUGGUAGUUACAUCGAGGCGAAGAAUACGACAUUCUUCUGGUAG
Messenger RNA from Funneliformis geosporum, 240 nucleotides. The record is from the annotation of a GenBank genome assembly. NCBI's taxonomy places the organism in Eukaryota, Fungi, Glomeromycota, Glomeromycetes, Glomerales, Glomeraceae.